Molecule: messenger RNA, 1306 nt
Organism: Suncus etruscus (white-toothed pygmy shrew)
Lineage: Eukaryota; Metazoa; Chordata; Mammalia; Eulipotyphla; Soricidae
Gene: SUPT3H
Product: SPT3 homolog, SAGA and STAGA complex component
Exons: 13
Coding region: 117-1238 (373 amino acids)
Biological process (GO): transcription by RNA polymerase II
Molecular function (GO): protein heterodimerization activity; transcription coactivator activity
Source: RefSeq, a predicted model, not a curated record
UAAGCCCGCCCCUACGCCAGCGUGCCCCAGGCCGCCGCCGCCGCCGCCGCCGUCGCAGAAAUCGCAUCAUCUCUACCCACGCGCCAGCCGUGCCGACGAGUGUCCUUAAAGCAGAGAUGAAUAAUGCUGCAGCCAGCCCAAUGUCUACUGCUGCUUCAAGCAGUGGACGAAACGCAGGGAAGUCUAUAAGUUUUGCAGCAGAAUUACAGAGUAUGAUGUUUUCUUUAGGAGAUGCUAGGAGGCCUCUUCAUGAAACAGCAGUUUUGGUAGAAGAUGUGGUACAUACUCAGCUAAUUAAUUUGUUACAGCAAGCUGCUGAAGUUUCUCAGCUUCGGGGAGCAAGAAUGAUCUCUGCUGAAGAUCUUCUGUUUUUGAUGCGUAAAGAUAAGAAAAAACUUAGAAGACUGCUAAAGUACAUGUUUUUCCGAGACUACAAGUCAAAGAUUGUCAAAGGCAUAGAUGAGGAUGAUCUUCUGGAAGACAAAACAAGUGGCAGCAAUACCACAAACAAAAGACAAAAAAUCGCUCAAGAAUUUCUAAACUCUAUAGACCAAACUGGAGAACUCUUGGCAAUGUUUGAAGAUGAUGAAAUUGAUGAAGUUAAACAGGAAAGAAUGGAGAGAGCAGAAAGGCAAAGUCGAAUUAUGGAUUCAGCUCAAUAUGCAGAAUUCUGUGAAAGUCGACAAUUAAGUUUCUCCAAGAAAGCCUCCAAGUUUAGGGACUGGUUGGACUGCAACAGUAUGGAGAUAAAACCCAAUGCUGUCGCUAUGGAAAUUUUAGCCUACUUAGCAUAUGAAACUGUGGCACAGUUAGUGGAUCUGGCUCUUCUUGUGAGGCAGGACAUGGUGACUGAAGGGGACCCCUUCAGUCAUGCUAUUUCUGCGACCUUUAUUCAGUAUCACCACUCUGCUGAGGGGUCUUGCAUGAAGCCCUACCCUGACUCCCCGGAGAAUACACCUCCUGCCACGCCCACGGCCCCGUCUUCUGCAUCACAGCAUUCAGGUAAAGGCACGGCUGCGUCUUCCCUCGGGAACGGGAGUGCUGGGCAAGAUUCAGCUAAAGCCAAGCAGAGAAAGCGAAAAAAGAGCAGUGCAGCCUGUGGUGUCGAGACUCACAGCGAUGCCAUCCAGCCCUGCCACAUCAGAGAGGCGAUUCGACGCUACGGCCACAAGAUUGGCCCCCUCUCCCCAUUCACAAGUGCCUACCGCAGAAAUGGGAUGGCGUUUCUGGCCUGCUGAUGUCACUGGGACUACAACAGAAAAGGCAGUGUUCCAGGAAGGUGACUUCUUCCCCCCCUUUCCCCUCA